GUUACAAGCUCACUGCGGCUUCAAUGUUUUGAAUGGAAGCCCCGCCCAUCGCUUGGCUUCCUCGAAGUGGUCUCGUAACACCGGGAGGGCGCACGACUGCAGACCGGCUACAUUCAUGAAGCAGUGGAGGCUUGUAUAAAACGAAAGUAGGUUUCCUCUCUUGCCAUGGCUGUGUAGUUUUGUGCCGUCCAUCAUGGCCAUUGGAACACAGCUCUACCUGCUGCUGUGGAAAAACUUCACAUACCGCAGGAGAAACAAGGUGCAAUUGAUUAUUGAACUCCUGUGGCCGCUCUUCCUCUUCCUCAUCCUCAUUGCUGUCCGGCAAUCACACCCACCAUAUAAACAGAGCCAAUGUCAUUUUCCCAACAAGGCCCUUCCUUCAGCAGGCACGCUGGCAUGGGUUCAGGGCAUCAUCUGCAAUGUCAACAAUCCCUGUUUUCAUCACCCCACGGCAGGAGAGACACCCGGGCGAGUGAACAACUUUGAAAACUCCAUACUAUCUCGACUUUCAGUCGAUAUCAGAACUGUCCUGACAAUCAGUGGUAACAGGACAGUUCUCUCCAGCUUACAGGACCUGUCACAGGCAAUCCAGAGACUUGGAGAAAGACCAGAAGCUUGGCCAAAUCUGCCAGUAAGAGAGUAUCUCAGAGCCAAUGAAAGCUUCUCCUCCUUCCUGCGGACAAACACCAGCAUCCCCUCAGCAUCUGUUGAUCAAUUACUGAGGGCACGAUUGAACCUUCAAGUGGUUGCAUUAGCAGGUGGAGGAAUGCGUCUGUCUGACAUCGUCUGUAAUGCUUCUCUCUUGGGUCGUUACCUCACUGUUGACAAAAGAGAUUCUUUCCCUGAACUGCAAAGGGUGCUGUGUGCUGUGCCUUCAAAUAUUAUGCAGAAGGCCGAGGAGAUCUUCCUCUCACAGCUGGACUUCAGCAAGAUCCUCACGAGAGACAGACUGCAGGCAAAUGCGGCUGAUCUCCGGCUCAUCAGUCGGGUUGUUUCCUCUGUGUCUCGGGAACUAGCAUCAGUUAUGGAUGACAUCUCUUCUCUGUCCAGUUUCUCAGAGCUGAACUCAGAGAUGAGGCUACUGACACCUGAAAACCGCUCCGCACUGCCACGCGAGAGCUUUCGGGCCUUCUCCAGAAUCAUGUGUGGACACCCAGAGGCAGGGGGGGAGAGAAUCCCUUCAUUCAACUGGUAUGAAGAUCAGGACAUCAAAUCUUUCCUGGGCAGAAAUGCAUCAGAGGCGACAGACCUUGAAAACGACAACAGCACCACUCCGUUCUGUGAAAACCUGAUUCGAAGUCUGGAGUCGAACCCUCUCUCACGGAUUGUGUGGCGAAGCAUCAAACCACUGUUCGUUGGAAAGCUGCUCUACACACCAGACACACCAGUCACCCGUUUGGUCAUGUCAGAGGUAAACAAAACUUUUCAGGACUUCCAGAUUCUGAAUGACAUGCAGGAGGCGUGGCAGGAAGUGGCUCCCAGAAUCAGAACCUUCAUGGAGAGCAGUUUAGAAAUUCGGCUUCUGCAGGAUCUUCUGAGAAGGCCUGAGGUGGCAGUAGUUGUGAAUCUACAGCUUGAGAACACUUCUUGGACGGCCUCUCGCAUUUCCCGGUUCCUCUCAACGCCUGACCCAGAUACACCUCGUAGAGAUGGCGCUCCACCCACCUGGUUGGAUCUUUACCAGGAUUUAAACAACACCUUCAACACUCUCUCAGAACUCACUAAGUGCUUCUCUCUGAAUAAAAUGGAGGGUCUGGCCACAGAGGGUGAGAUGGUCGAACGAGCCCUGGAGCUGCUGGAAGAUCGUCAGUUUUGGGCCGGAAUUGUCUUCCUCCUCCCAGAGCCUUCAUCAUCCUCUCUGCCUCCCCACGUCAAGUACAAGAUCCGCAUGGACAUAGACGAUGUAACCCGCACGAACAAGAUCAAAGACAAAUUUUGGGAUCCAGGCCCGGCUGCGGAACCGUUCAGUGACCUCCGCUAUGUUUGGGGUGGUUUUAUUUACGUUCAGGAUUUAGUUGAGAGAGCUGUGACACGUUUGCUCACCGGUAAAGAGCCAAAAAUGGGCAUAUAUGUGCAACAGAUGCCCUACCCUUGCUUUGUUGAUGACGUGUUUAUACGCGUCCUGAAUCGUUCUCUGCCUCUGUUUAUGACACUGGCAUGGAUCUAUUCAGUGGCUAUGAUCAUAAAGGGUGUGGUCUAUGAGAAAGAGGCUCGUCUGAAGGAGACAAUGCGUAUCAUGGGUCUGAGCUCUGGGAUGCUGUGGUUCAGCUGGUUCAUCAGCAGUUACCUGCCCUUCCUGUUCAGCGCUGGACUGCUUAUCGCCGCCCUUAAGUGGGGCGAUAUCUUACCCUACAGUGACCCUGCUGUGGUUUUCUUCUUCCUGGCUGCAUUUGCUACAGCCACCAUCAUGCUUUGCUUCCUCAUCAGCACGUUCUUCUCACGAGCUAACCUGGCGGCAGCAUGCGGAGGACUCAUUUACUUCACUCUUUACCUGCCGUAUGUGCUGUGUGUGGCCUGGAGGGAAUAUCUGACCAGCACACACAGGAUCUUAGCGAGCUUCCUGUCUCCAGUAGCCUUUGGUUUUGGCUGUGAGUAUUUCUCUCAGUAUGAAGAGCAGGGUGUGGGGAUCCAGUGGUUCAACUUGAGAUCAAGCCCUUUGGAGGGAGACAGCUACAACUUCACCAUCUCCAUUGUGAUGCUGUAUGCAGAUGCCGUCAUCUAUGCACUGGCCACUUGGUACAUUGAAGCUGUUUUUCCAGGGCAGUAUGGGAUCCCCAGACCGUGGUAUUUUAUCUUCCAGCUGAAUUACUGGGGUGGGGUACCAUUAGAGGUGGGGUUACCUGUUCCUCCUGCACCUAGAGAUGAACCUGAUGAUCGGAUUGAAGCUGAACCGACAAACCUAAUUCUGGGAGUUUCCAUAAGAAACUUAGUGAAGAUUUAUAAAAAAGGGGCCAAGCUUGCUGUCAAUCACCUAAACAUAAAGUUCUAUGAGGGCCAAAUAACAUCCUUUCUGGGUCAUAAUGGAGCUGGCAAGACGACCACUAUGUCCAUUCUAACAGGACUGUUUCCUCCCACUGCUGGUACGAUAUACGUGAAGGGAAUGGACAUUCGCACAGAUAUGGACAUGAUCCGCAGGACUCUGGGAGUUUGUCCCCAGCACAACGUCCUUUUUGACAUGCUGACGGUGGAGGAGCAUGUGUGGUUCUAUGGUCGGAUGAAGGGCAUGAGUAUGGGGGAAGUGAAGAAGGAGAUAAAUUCACUUCUGGAGGAUGUGGGCUUACAACACAAACGACACGAGCAGACCAAAAACCUUUCAGGUGGCAUGCAAAGGAAACUGUCAGUUGCAAUCGCUUUCAUAGGCGGGUCAAAGGUCGUGGUCUUGGAUGAGCCCACAGCUGGUGUGGACCCUUACUCCCGCCGUGGGAUUUGGGACCUUCUGCUCAAGUACCGUCAAGGCCGCACCAUCAUUCUGUCCACACAUUACAUGGAUGAGGCUGAUCUCCUCGGUGACCGCAUUGCAAUCAUUUCCCAGGGGAAGCUAUGCUGCUGUGGAACGCCGCUCUUCCUCAAGGCUCGUCUUGGUACUGGAUACUACCUUACGCUGGUCAAGAGAGAGAUGCAUAGUAUGCCCAGCAGCACCAGCACUGGCAAACUCCCUUUAACUGCAGUUACCAAGGACAGCGAUUCCUCAGUAAGUGAUGACACAGGACUGGGCAGUGAAGAGAAUGGAUUUGAUGUUGCCGUCGUAAUGGCUCUUGCACAGCAGUACAUCCCUGAUGCUCAGCUGGUGGAGGACAUUGGCAGGGAGGCGGUCAUCAACUUGCCCCAUGCUGCCUCAGAGGACGGCAGUCUCGCCCUCUUUUUGAACGAACUGGACAAACGGCAGGGCGAGUUUGGUGUGGUCAGUUAUGGAUUGUCAGACACCACGUUAGAAGAGAUCUUUUUGCGUGUGGCUGAGGAGACUGGUGUAGAUGCAGACCCUGAGGAGCCAGCAGCAUCUCCAGUCCACCAGGGGGCGCCGUCUGAGGACAGAGACACAGGACGAAAACAGCCAAUCAGGAGAGAGGCCCGGGAGACAGAACCGCUGAGUGGGGAUGGUCAGGGUGGCGAUGCUCCUCUCACAGGCUGCUUCCUCACAUGUCAGCAGCUUCGAGCGCUUUUCACCAAAAGACUGAAGUAUGCCCUUCGCAGUCGCAGAGGCAUUUUUGCUCAGAUCGUUCUUCCUGCAGUGUUUGUCCUCAUCGCUCUGCUCUUCAGUCUCAUUGUCCCACCCUUUGGGAAAUAUCCAUCCCUGGAGCUCCAGCCAUGGAUGUACGGAGAACAGUUCACCUUCUUCAGCAAUGAUGCCCCACAGAAUCCAGCCAUACAGAACCUCCUGGAUGCCCUGCUGAAUCCUCCUGGGUUUGGGACCAAAUGUAUGGAGCCGAGCGGAGACACAGAGUGUUUAGAGGAAAAUGAAACCAAGUUUGUCCGGCCCCAGAUUCCCUACAGCAUGUGGCAGCUCUUUCAUAAAGGCAACUGGACUGUAGAGAAGCCGUCCCCUGACUGCGAGUGCAGUACUGAGGAUAUCCGCAGGAUGCUGCCGGACUGCCCGGAGGGAGCAGGAGGAAUCCCCCCGCCUCAGAUGAAAUCAAUGACAGGUGAUUUCCUGCAAAAUUUGACUGGUCGCAACAUUUCUGACUACCUCAUCAAAACAUAUCCCCAGAUUCUGAAGAAAAGUUUGAAGACGAAAAAAUGGGUAAAUGAAUUUAGAUAUGGAGGUUUCUCUCUUGGAGCUAAAAGCUCUCAAGCUGUGGAUGAGCCACAUUACCUGGAGGAGUCUGUUUUGGCUAUCAGAAGACGCUACAACAUUGCAGAGAAUGGCUCUUUAGAUCAGCUCCUUCAAAGACUACCAGAUGUCCUUACGGGACUCACCAGCCAAAAUAACAUUAAGGUCUGGUUUAAUAAUAAAGGAUGGCAUGCCAUGGCAUCAUUUGUAAAUAUCGUGAACAAUGGUCUCCUUCGUGCCAACCUGCCACCUGACGUGGAAAGACGUAAAUAUGGAAUGACAGCCUACAAUCACCCACUCAACCUCACAAAGGAGCAGCUGACAGAGAUGGCCCUGAUGACCACCUCAGUGGACGUUCUGGUGUCCAUUUGUGUUAUUUUCGCCAUGUCAUUUGUUCCUGCCAGCUUUGUCCUGUUCCUUAUUGAGGAACGGGUCAGUAAAUCAAAACACCUCCAGUUUGUCAGUGGAGUGAAGCCCAUCCUGUACUGGACCACCAACUACUUAUGGGACAUGUUGAACUAUGCUGUACCAGCCACUAUGGUGGUCUUCAUCUUCAUCAGCUUCCAGCAAGAGUCAUAUGUAUCUGAGAAGAAUCUGCCUGCACUGGUGCUCUUACUCUUGCUGUAUGGUUGGUCUAUCACUCCACUCAUGUACCCAGCCUCCUUCAUCUUCUCCGUCCCUAGCACUGCCUACGUGGUCCUUACCUCCAUCAACCUCUUCAUCGGCAUCAAUGGCAGCGUUGCCACCUUUGUCCUGGAGCUCUUUGUUGAUGAGCAUUUGAACGAGGUUAACAGGAUCCUGAAGAAGGUCUUCCUGAUUUUCCCUCACUUCUGUCUGGGUCGAGGUCUCAUUGACAUGGCCAAGAACCAAGCCAUGGCAGAUGCAUUUCAGCGGCUGGGAACCAAACAGAAUCUGGAUCCUUUAUCCUGGGAUUUUGUCGGGAAGAACCUGUUUGCAAUGGCGAUGGAAGGAAUUGUGUUUUUCAUCUUCACUGUUCUCCUGCAGUAUAAAUUCUUUGUUAAUUUUAGCCGGUGGUCUGGCUUUGUGCUGCCCCCUCUGGGCACGGAGGAUGAGGAUGUGGCGAGAGAGCGAGACCGUGUGAAGAGUGGUAGAGCUGUGGGAGACGUUCUCAUCCUCAAAGACCUUAGCAAGGUAUACAAGGCAGGCAGGAAGCCAGCAGUGAAUCGGCUUUGCUUGGGCAUUCCUCGUGGAGAGUGUUUUGGGCUUCUUGGUGUUAACGGGGCUGGGAAAACCUCAACCUUCCGCAUGCUAACAUCAGACACCCGCAUCACUUACGGAGAAGCAUUUCUUAGCAACCACAGCGUUCUUACAGAAGUGGAGAAAGUGCAUCAGCUGAUGGGCUACUGUCCUCAGUUUGAUGCCAUCAGUGAGUUUUUGUGCUUCUGUCCUCAGUUUGAUGCCAUCAGUGAUCUGCUGACGGGACGAGAGCAUUAUAAAUUUUUUUUUUUUUUAAGAACAAUAUGUGAAUCAGACUGAUGUAAAGUGGCACAGUGGGGAGUGCAAAAGCUUGGUCUGAGUCAGUAUGCUGAGCGAGAGGCGGGGGGCUACAGCGGAGGAAACAAGCGCAAACUGUCCACCGCCAUAUCCCUCAUUGGAGCUGCACCUGUCAUCUUCCUGGAUGAGCCAACAACUGGGAUGGACCCAAAGGCCAAGCGCUUCCUCUGGAACUGCAUCCUAAGUGUGAUCAAAGAGGGGCGAUCUGUCGUUCUCACCUCCCACAGUAUGGAAGAGUGUGAGGCUCUCUGCACCCGAAUGGCCAUCAUGGUGAACGGCAGGUUCCAGUGUCUGGGUUCAGUCCAGCACCUGAAGAACAGGUUUGGAGAUGGUUACACAAUAAUCCUUCGUCUGUCCACUCCAUUUACAGAGCCGUGCCCGGUGGACACCUUCAUCCAGAACUCCUUCCCUGGCAUCCAGCUGAAGGAGAGGCAUCAGAAUGUUCUCCAGUACCAGCUGCCAUCACAAGCCUGUUCACUCGCUUGUGUCUUUGAGCUUCUGUCAAAUAAUUACGAGGAGCUGGGGAUAGUUGACUACUCGGUGUCACAGACUACACUGGAUCAAGUGUUUGUUAACUUUGCUAAAGAGCAGACAGAUGAUGAUGAGCUCAGGGAAGUCACUGUAAACGGUGGAGGAUCCGUGCCGAUUCGAGCCAACAGACCUCAACGGCCCACAGACCUCAAACUCAAGAAAUGCAGCAGAUCUUCCACACCACACUCUUUUUCAACGCCCUCUACAGAGCAAGCUACUCGCUCAGUACAAACCCCUGAGUCUGCAUUUACUGGUUCAAAGACCAAAAAGAGCAAAUCAAACAGUCCAUCAGUCUCAAGACCGCAACAGCAGAUCCGAAUGGAACCUGUUGGUGAGGCAGCUAAUGGAUCAAACCCCCACGAGGACCAGACUCCUGGGAAAAAAGACCCAUCCACGUUGUUUAUUAUCAGUAGCAAAACACAGGAAAGCAAAGUGUAAAAAGACAAAGACAUUCGGGACUGAACAGUCAUGAUGUGGAUCACCAGUGAGUCAUUUGGUGCCUUGUUCAAUUGUAGUUUUCAAAAAUUAAAUAUAAUUAUUUUAAAAGCAAUCAAUUAAUCAUUCAGAUUGGCUCUCCUGGCAGUUCCUCAUUGAUUGUAUGUCUAGACCUUACUCUGAAACUUGAAGAUAACACAUGACAUUGUGUAUGUGUUUCAGCAGGAAAUCUUUCCCAGACCUCUUUAAUGCAUAAAUUAUGCAUAUUUUCUUGAAGUCAGUUUCACUUCAGUAUGGUAUUUGCUUUGUGCAACCCUAUUUGGAUAUGAUUUUUUUCUGAAUAUGUUACAUUAUAACAAACCUCUUUAUUUCUAUAUGUAUGUCGAGGUCAAAUGUGCAGCGCAGAGAUGGUAUCAGACACAAAAACUGCCUUCAUGUGUUAUUUAUUUAUUUCCUGAUUUUUGUAUGGUUUUAGGUUUAUUUGUCUUUUUCUUUUUCUUCUGAUGCACUUUAGCUUAAGACUGUCAUUAUCACUGGAUCUCUUCACUGCAAUGAUUGUUACAACGCUUGAUAUGUAGCUCUUUUUAUGUAGCAUUUAUUGUAUGUACAAACCGGAAAUAUUCUGUAUGAAAUGAGUAAAGUAAAGUUUGAAUGUGAAGUUUGUAAUCUUCCUUGUGUGCAUGACGCUGGAUGUUAAAAUGCUGGAAUAUUUAUAUGCAAAUCUCUCUCUCUCUCUAUAUAUAUGUAUCAAUAAAUAGCUGGGUACUGUACAGAUG
This is a messenger RNA of Cyprinus carpio (common carp), 8025 nucleotides long. It is a transcript of the gene abca7, whose product is annotated as ATP-binding cassette, sub-family A (ABC1), member 7. The record is from RefSeq and is a predicted model, not a curated record. Lineage: Eukaryota; Metazoa; Chordata; Actinopteri; Cypriniformes; Cyprinidae. Gene Ontology annotation, biological process: lipid transport; transmembrane transport. Gene Ontology annotation, molecular function: ABC-type transporter activity; ATP binding; lipid carrier activity. Gene Ontology annotation, cellular component: intracellular membrane-bounded organelle; membrane. The transcript has 50 exons.